AUGAUGCGCACACCCACAACCUCGCUCCUGCGUGGCGCCCUCCGGGCCAGCAGAACGACGACUAUGGUCCCCCGCGCUGCUGCUUCCACGCACGCCAUCUCGAACCCGACCCUAGCCAACAUCGAGAAGCGAUGGGAAGGUUUGCCCCAGACUGAGCAGGCCGAGCUGUGGAUGGCCCUACGAGACCGCAUGAAGGAGAACUGGGCCGAACUCACCCUUCAAGAGAAGAAGGCCGCCUACUGGAUCGCCUUCGGUGCCCACGGUCCUCGUGCUGCACCCCCCGCCGAUGAGGGACGCAAGGUCGCUCUAUACACCGCACUCGGUCUCUUCACGAGCUUCGUCCUUUUCGCCGGAAUGCGCGCGUUCGGCAGUGCCCCUCCCAGCACCAUGACCAAGGAAUGGCAGGAGGCUUCCAACGAGUACCUCAAGAACCAACGUGCCGAGCCUCUUACUGGUGUCUCGUCCGAAAACUACAACGGCACAGGCAUGGUCCAGUCGCCGCCCAAGAACUAG
Molecule: messenger RNA, 513 nt
Organism: Daldinia childiae
Lineage: Eukaryota; Fungi; Ascomycota; Sordariomycetes; Xylariales; Hypoxylaceae
Product: Cytochrome c oxidase polypeptide 5, mitochondrial
Exons: 3
Coding region: 1-513 (170 amino acids)
Biological process (GO): mitochondrial electron transport, cytochrome c to oxygen
Source: RefSeq, a predicted model, not a curated record